Colletotrichum karsti is the source of this 432-nucleotide messenger RNA. RefSeq names its product endoribonuclease L-PSP. The record is from RefSeq and is a predicted model, not a curated record. NCBI's taxonomy places the organism in Eukaryota, Fungi, Ascomycota, Sordariomycetes, Glomerellales, Glomerellaceae. The coding region runs from base 1 to 432 and encodes 143 amino acids. The transcript has 2 exons.
AUGUCAGGCCUUCGCUACUUCUCCUACAAAGAUCACGGAGCUCGUCUCCUUGAGCAAAUGAACUACAACCAAGCCGUUCGCGUAGGCGACCGAAUUGAGACGGCAGGUCAAGGAGGAUGGUGCCCCAAGACGGGAGAGAUUCCUUCCGAUCUCCUCGAGGAGAUUGACCAGGUCUUCACCAACAUUGACCUCGCGCUGAAGGAUGCCGGAGGCCAGGGUUGGACCCAGGUUUAUCGCAUUCGCCUGUUCGCCCUCGAUGAUGCCAUGACCCCUGAGGCUCUCGGCCGCAUGGUCGAGAACGUCAAGAAGUGGGCGCCCGAUCACUGCCCAAUCCUCACCGGCGUUGGUGUGACGAAGCUUGGUCAACCUGGGAUGCGUGUUGAAGUCGAGGUCGCAGCCUACGACCCUGAAGGUGCCAAGACUCUGCAGUAG